Molecule: messenger RNA, 378 nt
Organism: Aspergillus ruber CBS 135680
Lineage: Eukaryota; Fungi; Ascomycota; Eurotiomycetes; Eurotiales; Aspergillaceae
Exons: 4
Coding region: 64-327 (87 amino acids)
Source: RefSeq, a predicted model, not a curated record
CUCUACCAACGUCAGCAAUCGCCCAAACAACCGUCAGGAGCUCAAGUGAUAUUUCUAGGCGUGAUGCUGGGGGCUCUGCUGGGGCUUCUGGCGGGUGUCAGGUCCAUUGAAAUUUCUCGGAAACUGCCGCUGUCUCGCGGGUCGUUGAGGAUGGGUUCAUAUCUGAUCGUUUUUGCAUGCCACAGAUGUUGUUCCUGUCUUGUCAGCAGAUACCUUUGUAUGUGCCAUGUGAAGAAGCGUAGUGGUCGACAGUCAAACGCAACUAGUCGUUUUUCCAUGCGAUAUCCUUUUGUGAUCAACCUAUUUCAAUCAGCAUCAACCAUAUAACCACAACCGCAAGAUAGACAUACCGAUCCCUGGUCAUCACAUAAACAGCCA